Messenger RNA from Acanthaster planci (crown-of-thorns starfish), 2144 nucleotides. RefSeq names its product alpha-N-acetylgalactosaminide alpha-2,6-sialyltransferase 6-like. The record is from RefSeq and is a predicted model, not a curated record. Gene Ontology annotation, biological process: ganglioside biosynthetic process. NCBI's taxonomy places the organism in Eukaryota, Metazoa, Echinodermata, Asteroidea, Valvatida, Acanthasteridae. Gene Ontology annotation, molecular function: alpha-N-acetylgalactosaminide alpha-2,6-sialyltransferase activity.
UUGAACGCAUCGUUGUGUAGGUGUUUAUUGUACCAAAUGCAGGAAAAAAGCAAACCAUCAAGCCGUUUAGCACCAAUGUGUUGUAGUCCAGGAAACAGGUUUUAACAUACCUUUUAAGUUGUAGGCCACUUUAUGUUCAUUUAUGCACAAUGAGAUGGACGGCACUGAACAUUUCCCUACUGUGGUAACGAGUUGAAGAAUGACGACUGGUAGGCUUAUGUAUUCAAGCGUAGGCCUACUGUGUGAUGGAAGUUGCCAGUUGUUUGGGGGUUCGUGAAGGAUCUCGCAAAUUGAAAGUUUUGCAGCUGCCCACCUAAAACCAUGCGGAAACUAGCAGCGUGUUUCUUGGGUUCGGUGGUGCUGUCUUCUGUUGGUUCCUUCUACCUGACUAUUUUGGUGUUCGCGCCACGAGAGAAAACGACCGUGAAGCACCCGUACCUCCAGUACAUUAAUUCAACCCUGCCGCCAGUGGGCGGUGCCAUUCGACAUUAUAGGUCACUGCUGGACAAUGAGGCAGUCACUUUAAGGUGUUCUUCAUGCGCCCUAGUGUCGAGUUCAGGGUAUCUUCUCGGCAAAGGGGCGGGUAAUGAAAUCGACAGUCACUCCUGCGUCAUCAGGAUGAAUAUGGCACCGGUACGAGGAUACCAAAACGACGUGGGCAACCGAACCACUCUACAAGUCCUGAACUUCUUCAUGAUUGGGUUGAAAGCCGAAGAGCUGCCGCCCGGCAGUAGGGUUAUGGUCUGGGGUCUGUUUCGGCGAAGCAAGUACCUCGAGAAGGCGCUGAAUUUAGCGAAGAGAUUAAGAGCGGGCUCCACCUUCCACGGGCAAACCGUAGAGGGCGAGAGGGAAGCUUCUGCCCUGUUCACAAAAGAAACGGGCCAGCCAUUAGGGGGGACCAACUCGUGGUUGUCAACAGGCUGGUUUACUCUCAUGAUUGCGGUCGAUAUAUGUCAGGAAACCCAUGUAUACGGCAUGGUGACGUCUGAUUAUUGCGCGAACAACCCUAGAAGGGACUUUCGUUAUCAUUACUACAGCAACAACGGCCGCGAGUGCUCAACCUACCGCCGGGCAGAGACCGAUAGGGGUGGUGGGCACCGCUUUAUGACUGAGAAGGCCAUCUUUGCUCGCUGGGCUCUCCGGUACAACAUCUCAUUCCGCUAUCCAGACUGGAAACUGAACAGGGACAAAGUGUUAGCCGAACUUGAUACCCCAUUUCUUAACACCGCCAACAGAAACAUGUGACGUUUCCGGCAAAGUUGAAGGCUUUCCCACCCGUUGAAAUAGGAGAUUGAAAUAGAGACCUUAAAUGGUGUGCUGAAUGGGGAAAAAAAGAAAAAAAGCAAGUGCCUAAAACCUGCAUAGCCCUAAAACUAUAUGAAAUCCGUGCUAAAUCAACGACACGCAACGAACAGAUGUCAGGAUUCCAAAAAUCAGUCAUCACGCCAACUUCAAACCCUAUUCAGGCAUUCAAGAAAGUUUGACUUUUUAAGGUCCUGAGCGCACUCAAAUGCUGUUUUGGUACUUUUGCUUUUAUUUUUGUGUACACAAAACUGACGUCCCAAGUCUACGCUAAUUACUCAUGUGGAAUGUAAAGUUUAUUUACAACAAAUUAUGGUAAAUGUAUAUAUUUUAUAAAAUAUCUAUAAGUCUGAAGUAUUUGCUUAAUUUUUUUCUAUUGAAUUCUGUAAAAUAGCUCGCUUCCUUUUUGCAGCGUAAUAGUAAAGUUUAACCUAAAACGCACCGCUGAAUUUAUGUGGUAGUUGAUGGUAUGCGCUCCUAGGAAAGUAAAAAUGCUUUUAUUAACUAUGGAACUACAAGUUUUGAAAAAUCAUAAGUUUGGUAAAGAUGUUCGUGAUCACGAAAUGCCUCAAGCAAAGAUGACCAUACGCUGGUGAGGAAGAGAGGAAAGAAAAUAUCCUUUCUCGAACUGUGUCCGUUUGAGUGUGAUCGAAGUUAUACUUAAUAAAGUCCAUUAAAACUGUAGCAACUCAUUCGGAAAAGUCAGCCGUAACAUUACAAGUUCAACGCCAUGUGAUGUACAUUUCUUUGGACAAUAAUUAAUAUGAAAUCAAUGUUGUUAUGUAUAUGAGGGCAUUCACCAGAUGAAUUGCAUUAAAGGAAACAUGCAGUGGACACUUAGC